AAUUUGCUGACAGUACUGACUUGGUAGCUUCGUCGUUUAGAUCAUUUUUGUAGUUAAAAUUGUAUAAAACAAAAAUAACUAAAUAUAAAAAUGUUAGCUAGGCCAAUAAGGUUACUUUGCUAUAUGUUUGCAUUGGCAUUAGCAGUUCCUGCGGCCUUUGCGAAAGGACCAUCUAUGUUGUUAAGUUUCACACCAUGCCGUUUAAGUGAUCCGAAUCUAAACCAGUGCAUUUGGAAAGCUUUGGAUGAAGCUAUACCUAUCAUAGCCCCUGGCGUCCCUCGACUUGGGUUACCCCAAAUGGACCCUUAUCACCUGAAAUCGAUGGAAGUCUCUAAAGGCCAAAGUCAAAAUCAAGUAGUUUUCAAACUCAGAGACUUAGAUGUGCAUGGUAUACGUUCUUUUGCUAUCAACGCUAUAAAUUUUGAUCGAAAAACCUACAAAUGCUUUGUCGGUAUAGAAGCGAGAGAACGUUUUAUAAAUAAGGGUUUUUACGAAAUUAGUGGAAGAUUGUUUAUGGUACCGGUCCAAGGAAAAGGAAAAUUCGAAACCUGGAUGGACAACUACAAAAGUAAUUUUACGAUACAAUUUCAAAAAAUUACAAAGGACGGAGAGUAUUUUUUGGAACCUUUACAUUUAUCGAAGACAAUAUCAGUUUCAAGAAUCCAUUUUCAUUUUUACAACUUAUUCAAUGGAAACAGAAUUCUCGGCGAUACAGUAAACAAUUUAAUGAAUCAAAAUUGGGAGGAGAUGCUGGAUGAUUUUAAACCUACUAUCAUGAAACUGUUUGAUCAAGUAUUCAUGGGCUAUAUUAAGACGUUUUGCCAAACAGUCCCGAUGGGUGAUUAUCUACAGGACUAACUAAUAUUUAAUUUGAAAAAUAAUAUCAAAAUCAAAACCAAUACAAUAAAAUUGCACUUGGUGUAGUGUGUUUGAAAAAUAAGGGAACUAUUGCUGUGUUAAUAAAUUCAACGUUUCUUAAUGUCCACUCUGUUUAAAAAUAUUUUAUAGUUUAUCUCUAAAUACCAAGUAUAUAUUAUGUAUACCAUUAUAUUAUUUGUUAAAUAGCACCCUACUAUUAUUAUAUGUAUCUAAAGUUGAUUUAGUUUUAUUUAUAUUUUUUCGAGAAUGUACAACAACAAUGAUAAGAUGGAAACAAAAUCCUUGGUGUAUACAAUAUGUGAAUCAAGUAUUACAAAUAAUUAAUUACAAAAAAAGUUAUUCAAGCUCUAAUAGUUAGAAUUCUGAAAAUUAUAAUAUUUUAUAUUUAUUCAUGUGAAACACGAUAUUAUUCAUAGAUCUAAAUUUAGAAGGUUUUCGUAUAAUAUUAUUGUAAUGUGCAUAUUAAAUAUUGUUAAAUUAACAUUUAGUUGAAUAUUUUAUAAACUUGAC
Messenger RNA from Adelges cooleyi (spruce gall adelgid), 1389 nucleotides. RefSeq names its product protein takeout-like. Lineage: Eukaryota; Metazoa; Arthropoda; Insecta; Hemiptera; Adelgidae. Bases 91 to 858 code for a protein of 255 amino acids. The record is from RefSeq and is a predicted model, not a curated record. The transcript has 6 exons.